AUGUCCGAUUCGAGUGUGAUGAUGAUUCCGGUGGAGAUAGCUGGAAUUUUCGCGACGGCGAUGACGAAUUGGUGGGAUGAUGUUAACGAGUCAACUCAAUGGCAAGAUGGGAUCUUCUUCGCUCUUUGUGGUGCUUAUGCUCUAGUUUCCCUCAUCGCUCUAGUUCAAUUGGUAAGGAUCCAAAUGAGAGUGCCUGAAUAUGGUUGGACUACUCAGAAAGUGUUUCAUCUUAUGAACUUUGUAGUUAAUGGAGUUCGUGCUGUUCUGUUUGGAUUUCAUGCUCAAGUAUUUCUCUUGCAUCCUAAGGCUCUUUGCUUGAUAUUAUUGGAUCUUCCAGGCCUCCUCUUUUUCUCGGCAUACACGCUGCUUGUGCUGUUCUGGGCGGAGAUAUAUCACCAGGCAAGAAGCUUACCAACGGAUAAGCUGCGGAUAACCUAUAUUUCAGUCAAUGUGGCUGUAUAUUUGGCUCAGAUUGGUAUCUGGGCAUACAUCUGGAUAAAUGAUAACAGCACUGUGGAGUUAGUUGGAAAGAUCUUUAUGGCAGUCGUGUCUUUCAUCGCUGCGUUGGGCUUCUUGCUGUAUGGAGGAAGAUUGUUUUUUAUGCUAAGAAGGUUCCCAAUUGAGUCAAAAGGAAGAAGGAAGAAGCUUCAUGAGGUUGGAUCCGUGACAGCCAUAUGCUUCACCUGCUUCCUCAUAAGAUGCAUCGUGGUGGCUGUAUCAGCUUUUGACAUGGAUUUGACACUCGAUGUUCUUGAUCAUCCGGUUCUGAACUUAAUCUACUAUAUGGUGGUUGAAGUACUUCCAUCGGCGCUUGUCCUCUUCAUUCUCCGUAAGUUACCUCCAAAGAGAGUAUCGGCUCAAUACCAUCCCAUCCAGUAG
Arabis nemorensis is the source of this 879-nucleotide messenger RNA. NCBI's taxonomy places the organism in Eukaryota, Viridiplantae, Streptophyta, Magnoliopsida, Brassicales, Brassicaceae. The record is from the annotation of a GenBank genome assembly.